Candida tropicalis MYA-3404 is the source of this 366-nucleotide messenger RNA. RefSeq lists its product as uncharacterized. The record is from RefSeq and is a predicted model, not a curated record. The coding region runs from base 1 to 366 and encodes 121 amino acids. NCBI's taxonomy places the organism in Eukaryota, Fungi, Ascomycota, Pichiomycetes, Serinales, Debaryomycetaceae. The transcript has a single exon.
AUGAUGAGGGGUUUUCUCUAUAUCACAUUCUGUUUGUAUUCAAUGUUUUCAAGGAUGUUAAUACAUAUAUAUGACCUUUUUACUGCCUUCCUCCCUUGUAUGAUGAUAUUCCAAUGUACGAGUUUUAUAGAACAUAUUCCGUUCUUGCAUUGUUUCUUUUUCCUGUUCGUUUUCUGCUACUACAACAAUAAGAAGUAUUUCCGUGUGCGCGCGUUUUUUCCAUUUUUUUUUUGUUGGUGUUGUUGUUGGAAUGCGGGAAUAUUCCAUGAUUUAGAGGAAACUGUUGGUUUGCUAUUUCCACAUUUUAUUAUAUUGCAAAGACAGGGCCUUGUUAGUAAUAAAAUGAGCUAUGGAACCCACUAUUAA